AUGUCUACGAAAUCUCCCACUCUUCAGCUGUUUUCUCAAGAACAGCUUUCAAAGCACAACAACGAGAAGGACUGUUGGGUUAGUGUCUAUCAAAGAAAGAUCUAUAAUGUCACAGAAUUUCUGGAUGAACAUCCAGGUGGUGCUGAAUACAUCCUAAAAUAUGCAGGACGGGAUAUUACUGAAGUUUUAAAGGACAGAGAUGUUCAUGAACAUAGUGAAUCUGCUUACGAAAUCUUAGACGAUAACUAUCUGGUGGGGUAUUUGGCUACUAAGGAAGAGGCAACGAAAUUGUUGACUAAUAAAAAGCACCAGGUGGAAGUUCAUCUCACUGAUCAAAAUAAUAGCGAUUUUGAUUCUACUACGUUUGUCCCAGAAUUACCAGCAGAAGAAAAAUUGAAUAUUGCUACUGAUUAUGGCAGAGACUAUAAGAAGCAUAAAUUUUUAGAUCUAAACAGAGCAUUAUUACCCCAAGUUAUGUUUGGUAACUUUUCUAAGGACUUUUAUUUGGAUCAAGUGCAUAGACCAAGACAUUACGGUAAAGGUUCAGCGCCAUUGUUUGGAAAUUUUCUGGAACCUAUUUCUAAGACUCCAUGGUGGGCAAUUCCAAUUAUUUGGAUACCAGUGGUCAGUUUCCACUUUUACGUUGGCUUUACCAAUAUGAAUAAGUUAUUUUCGACUUUUUUGUUCUGCUUGGGUAUCUUCGUAUGGACAUUAAUCGAAUACUGUUUGCAUAGAUUUCUGUUCCAUUUAGAUGAAUGGUUACCUGAUAAUAACGCUGCUUUGACCCUGCAUUUCCUCUUACACGGUGUUCAUCACUAUUUACCCAUGGACAGAUACCGUUUAGUAAUGCCACCAACUUUAGGUAUCGUUUUAAUGGCACCUAUUUACAAGACUGUGUUUGGAUUAUUACCUACUUAUUGGGCUUACUCUGGAUUCGCAGGUGGUCUUUUCGGUUACGUUUGUUACGAUCUAACUCAUUAUUUCUUACACCAUGCUAAAUUGCCUUCCUACAUGCGUAAAUUGAAGAAAUACCAUUUGGAACACCACUAUAAAAAUUAUCAGUUAGGAUUUGGUGUCACUUCAUGGUUUUGGGAUAACGUUUUCGGUACUUAUUUAGGACCAGAUGCUCCAUUGGCACAUAUGAAAUAUGAUUGA
Molecule: messenger RNA, 1155 nt
Organism: Zygosaccharomyces rouxii
Lineage: Eukaryota; Fungi; Ascomycota; Saccharomycetes; Saccharomycetales; Saccharomycetaceae
Gene: SCS7
Product: fatty acid alpha-hydroxylase
Exons: 1
Coding region: 1-1155 (384 amino acids)
Biological process (GO): lipid biosynthetic process; fatty acid metabolic process
Cellular component (GO): endoplasmic reticulum; membrane
Molecular function (GO): fatty acid 2-hydroxylase activity; iron ion binding; heme binding
Source: RefSeq, a predicted model, not a curated record